Molecule: messenger RNA, 3594 nt
Organism: Cucumis sativus (cucumber)
Lineage: Eukaryota; Viridiplantae; Streptophyta; Magnoliopsida; Cucurbitales; Cucurbitaceae
Product: probable LRR receptor-like serine/threonine-protein kinase At3g47570
Biological process (GO): protein phosphorylation
Molecular function (GO): protein binding; protein kinase activity; ATP binding
Source: RefSeq, a predicted model, not a curated record
CAAUGAAUCAAACGUCAUAUUAAUAUGGGGUUCGCUUCAACACAAAUCAUGCAUAAUUUCAAGAAUGGGGCACACUUUCUGCAAUACCAAGAAGAUAAUGCUCUAUAAUAUUUUUUUGUUAUCUCUCACCUUAGAUUUUGCAAGUAUGCUCACUUUUGAAAAUGAAUCAGAUCGCUUAGCUCUGCUUGACUUGAAAGCCAGAGUACACAUCGACCCACUCAAAAUCAUGAGUUCUUGGAACGACUCCACACAUUUUUGUGACUGGAUUGGUGUUGCUUGCAAUUACACCAAUGGAAGAGUUGUGGGUUUAAGCUUGGAAGCUCGAAAGCUAACUGGGUCAAUACCUCCUUCUUUGGGGAAUCUUACUUAUCUCACUGUAAUCAGAUUGGACGACAACAACUUCCAUGGAAUAAUUCCCCAAGAAUUUGGUCGACUACUACAAUUACGCCAUCUCAAUUUGUCCCAGAAUAACUUCAGCGGCGAGAUUCCGGCAAAUAUAAGUCAUUGCACAAAACUUGUUAGUCUGGUUUUAGGUGGCAAUGGCCUUGUUGGUCAGAUUCCACAGCAGUUUUUCACGUUAACCAAUUUGAAACUUAUUGGUUUUGCGGCUAACAGUCUAACUGGAAGUUUCCCAUCCUGGAUAGGAAAUUUUUCUUCGUUAUUGAGUAUGUCAUUGAUGCGGAACAAUUUUCAAGGCAGCAUUCCUAGUGAAAUAGGGCGCCUAUCUGAAUUGAGAUUCUUCCAAGUCGCUGGCAAUAAUUUAACAGGUGCGUCGUGGCCUUCAAUUUGUAAUAUAUCGUCUCUGACUUACUUGUCUCUUGGUUACAAUCAAUUCAAAGGAACUCUACCACCAGAUAUCGGACUUUCUCUGCCCAAUCUUCAGGUCUUUGGGUGUUCAGGUAAUAAUUUUCAUGGGCCAAUUCCAAAUUCCCUAGCUAAUAUCGUUAGCCUUCAAAUCAUAGAUUUUUUUGAUAACAAUCUUGUUGGAACGCUACCUGAUGACAUGGGGAACUUGAGAAACUUGGAGCGUCUAAAUCUUGGAGAAAAUAGUCUUGGAAGUGGGGAAGCUGGUGACUUAAAUUUUAUUAAUUCCUUGGUUAAUUGUACUCGGCUAAGGGCUUUGGGUCUAGAUACGAACCAUUUUGGAGGAGUAUUGCCUUCAUCCAUUGCCAACCUUUCAAACCAGCUAACAGCGCUAUCCUUGGGUUAUAAUAUGUUAAGCGGAAGCAUUCCUUCAGGGACUACAAACUUGAUUAACUUGCAAGGUUUUGGAGUGGAAGGAAACAUUAUGAAUGGUAGUAUCCCUCCCAAUAUAGGGAAUCUUAAAAACUUGGUGCUUUUGUAUUUGUAUGAAAAUGAAUUUACUGGACCAAUCCCUUACUCCAUUGGUAACUUAUCUUCCCUCACCAAGCUCCACAUGAGCCAUAACCAACUUGACGGAAGUAUACCAACAAGCUUGGGACAAUGUAAAAGCCUCACAAGUCUUAAGCUAUCUAGUAACAACCUAAACGGUACCAUACCAAAGGAAAUCUUUGCUCUUCCUUCUCUUUCAAUCACUUUGGCCUUAGAUCAUAACUCGUUUACUGGUUCACUGCCAAAUGAAGUGGAUGGCCUACUUGGUCUAUUAGAACUAGAUGUGUCGGAGAACAAACUAUUUGGUGAUAUUCCUAACAAUCUCGAUAAAUGUACUAACAUGGAACGAUUGUAUCUUGGGGGUAACAAGUUUGGAGGAACAAUUCCUCAAUCUUUAGAAGCUCUAAAAAGCUUAAAAAAACUAAAUUUAUCAAGCAACAACUUAUCAGGGCCAAUUCCCCAAUUUCUUAGCAAACUUCUUUUCCUCGUGUCUGUCGAUUUAUCGUACAAUAACUUUGAGGGAAAAGUGCCUAUAGAAGGAGUUUUUUCCAAUUCUACCAUGUUUUCUAUCAUUGGAAAUAAUAAUCUAUGUGGUGGUUUACAUGAAUUACAUUUACCUUUGUGCACAUCUAACCAAACACGUUUGUCUAAUAAGCAGUUUCUAAAAUCAAGAGUGUUAAUCCCCAUGGCAAUUGUAAUCACCUUUGUUGGUAUUUUGGUGGUCUUCAUUUUGGUGUGUUUUGUGCUGAGGAAGUCAAGGAAGGAUGCUUCAACUACUAAUUCACUUUCUGCAAAAGAGUUUAUACCACAGAUUUCUUACUUGGAACUUAGUAAAUCAACGAGUGGAUUCUCAACGGAAAAUUUGAUUGGUUCUGGUAGUUUUGGCUCUGUGUAUAAAGGUGUUCUUUCAAAUGAUGGGUCUGUGGUUGCUGUUAAGGUAUUAAAUCUCCAACAACAAGGUGCUUCGAAGAGUUUUGUUGAUGAAUGUAAUGCUCUCUCAAACAUACGACAUCGAAAUCUCCUCAAGAUCAUAACUUCUUGCUCAAGUAUUGAUGGACAAGGCAACGAAUUUAAAGCUCUAGUUUUUAAUUUCAUGUCCAAUGGAAAUCUUGAUUGUUGGCUUCAUCCAAAAAAUCAAGGGACCAAUCUAAGACGGUUGAGUCUCAUCCAGAGAUUGAACAUUGCAAUUGAUAUUGCAUGUGGACUAGACUAUCUCCACACUCAUUGUGAGACUCCAAUCAUUCAUUGUGAUAUAAAGCCAAGCAAUAUAUUGCUUGGAGAUAUGGUAGCUCAUGUUGGAGACUUUGGGUUAGCUAGAUUCAUGUUGGAAGAAUCAAAUGAUCAAAUAUCCUUUAGUCAAACCAUGUCACUUGCGCUCAAGGGUUCUAUAGGAUACAUCCCUCCAGAGUAUGGCAGUGGCAGUAGAAUUUCUACCGAAGGAGAUGUCUUUAGCUAUGGGAUUCUAUUAUUAGAGAUGAUCAUAGGAAAAAGACCCAUUGAUGACACAUUUGACAAUGGUGUGGAUAUCCACUUGUUUACUGCAACAAUGCUACCUCAUGAAGCAUUGGGCAUAAUCGAUCCAUCCAUAGUAUUUGAAGAAACACAUCAAGAAGAAGAGACCAAUGACGAAAUGCAGAAAAUAGCAAUAGUGAGUGAGCAAGAUUGUAAAGAAAUCGUGCCAAGAUGGAUGGAAGAAUGUCUAGUCUCAAUAAUGAGAAUUGGGUUGUCAUGCUCCUUGAGGGAACCAAGAGAGAGAAUGGCGAUGGAUGUUGUUGUCAAUGAAUUGCAAGCAAUCAAAAGCUCCUACCUCAAGUUUAAGAAGGCACGUCGAAGAUUUCAUAGGCAUUUGGUUUCAUCAAGCUUGAGAGGCAAAUGACUGUAUAAUUUGGCCACAAGCAAAUUUGUUUGCGUUUGAAUAUCCACCAUGCAAAUCAACAGCUUUAAUAUAAAUUUCCUCCUUUUGUUGUUUGAUGAUUGAUUAGAUUAUCUUUUGAAAUUCCAGCAUUCUGCUUCUAGCAAGUACUUCAAAGGCAAGUCUACAGUUUGAAUGCACAUAUGAUUGAUAAUGACUAUGCGUUAAAUUUCCUUGUUAAGAUCCUAAAUGAAAGAGCAGGGAUGUGAUAUUUUUGCUACUUUCAAUUUGGAGGGUUGUGAAUGAAUUGUUAAUGUGUCGGUUUGGCUGUGAUCGGUUCUUGAGUUUGAUUCUCUUAUGUGUAAGCGAGUGUACGAGAUUUUUACUAA